Molecule: messenger RNA, 697 nt
Organism: Polychytrium aggregatum
Lineage: Eukaryota; Fungi; Chytridiomycota; Chytridiomycetes; Polychytriales
Exons: 3
Coding region: 116-430 (104 amino acids)
Biological process (GO): translation
Cellular component (GO): mitochondrial large ribosomal subunit
Molecular function (GO): structural constituent of ribosome
Source: RefSeq, a predicted model, not a curated record
CCUGAUCGUCCUGAUCGCCCUGAUCGCCCUGAUCGUCCUGAUCGCCGCAUCAUCGGUCCGGCCUUCUUUCCAUCGACUCUGCGCCCACAUCACUUUCAGGGGGAAGCAUAUCGCCAUGUCUCUCGCUCUGGCUCAGAAAUCCUCUUUCAUCUCGUCGCUGUGGGCAAAGCUGUCAUCAACGACGCUGCAAGCAUUGCCUACAUAUAUCCAUGUUCCGACUUCUCCCUCGUCUGCGCUGGAAUGGGUAUCGUCGAUUCUGUGGGCUGUCCCCAAGAAGAAGACCACUCACCGAAAAAAGAGACUGCGCAUGACGACCAAGUGGCUGCGUCCGAUGCAAAACAUCACUCCGUGUCCGUUCUGCGGAUCGCCCACGCUGAUGCACAACAUCUGCAGAAAGUGCUACAUGGAGGCCCGUCGACGGGCCCUCUAGAUCAUGCGUCCCUCGCCAUUUCAACCUGCCCUUGGCAUCUGUCUACAUCAUCGACAUGACUUAUGCCCCCCCCCACGAUCAGGAUGCACGUUCGCCCAUCCUCAACACCACAUACAGCCAGUUCAGCCAUGGCGUUGCGUUUCCCGGGCCGCACCGCCGACAUUCCGAUGGUGGUCCGCCGUUUGCUUGAUGGGAAAGAGCGCCAAGUACAGUCGUCCACACACAGCAAUAAAGCAUUAACGAAAGCAUCCGCGACCUCUGUCCGUC